AUGCCUGAAGCCAAAGACAAAUCCAAGGUGCACAAGCUGGUUAUUAAGGGGUCGGCGAAGCUUGUCGCUGAAUUCUUCGAGUACUCGAUCAACUCCAUCCUGUUCCAACGUGCUGUUUACCCUCCCGAUGAUUUCAUAACUGUCAAGAAAUAUGGCCUCAACAUGCUCGUAUCCGCGGACGACCAGGUGAAGGCAUACAUCAAAAAGAUUAUGUCGCAAUUGAACAGGUGGAUGGCCGGUGGAAAGAUCUCAAAACUUGUGGUGGUCAUCACCGAUCGGGAAACUGGAGAGCAUGUGGAGCGAUGGCAGUUUGACGUUGAGGUCUUUGGUAAAUCCUCGAAAAGCAAAUCUGCUGGAAGGACGAGCGAUAAGGAGAAUGCCACUCCCGGUGACCCCGUUGUCCAGAAUGCCGAACCUGUUGAAAAGACCGAAAAGGAGAUCCAAGACGAAAUUCAAGCCAUCUUCCGCCAGAUUACCGCUUCGGUUACCUUUCUCCCGGUCCUCGAUGGAGACUGCACAUUCAACGUCUUGGUCUAUGCCGACGCCGACUCCGAUGUCCCUGUGGAGUGGGGUGACAGCGACGCAAAGGAAAUCAAAAAUGCCGAAAAGGUUCAAUUGCGAAGCUUUAGUACCAACAACCACCGCGUGGGUACUUUAGUUAGCUACCGGAUGGCAGAUUGA
Molecule: messenger RNA, 681 nt
Organism: Penicillium verhagenii
Lineage: Eukaryota; Fungi; Ascomycota; Eurotiomycetes; Eurotiales; Aspergillaceae
Product: spindle checkpoint protein MAD2
Exons: 8
Coding region: 1-681 (226 amino acids)
Biological process (GO): mitotic spindle assembly checkpoint signaling
Cellular component (GO): cytoplasm; nucleoplasm; kinetochore
Source: RefSeq, a predicted model, not a curated record